This is a messenger RNA of Fomitiporia mediterranea MF3/22, 823 nucleotides long. RefSeq lists its product as uncharacterized. NCBI's taxonomy places the organism in Eukaryota, Fungi, Basidiomycota, Agaricomycetes, Hymenochaetales, Hymenochaetaceae. Bases 409 to 723 code for a protein of 104 amino acids. The record is from RefSeq and is a predicted model, not a curated record. The transcript is spliced from 4 exons.
CUGGUAGUAGGAGGAAGGUGGGUUGACGAAUGCGAGUGAGGAUGCGGAUGGGCGUCGGAAAGAGUGUGAACGUGAGAUGACUCCAACUCCACGUCGACGUCAAUCGGAUUCGGUGCGCUGCGCUGCUGCUGUUGCGGCUAGUUGUUUUCGUUGUUAUUCGUUGUAUUCGUCGAUGAGAAUGAUGAAGUCGGCCAAUUUGAGGUUGCGGCGUUCGCGUCGAUAACAAUGGCGAUGCCGAUAAGCAGAGCAAGUAGCGUAGCGAUCGCAGGCGUGAGUCCGUGACGUUUGUUUAAUGUGUCAAACAAUGCGAGAUGCCAGGGAUGCAGGGUCGACGAGAAGAGAGUAGAUGAGAGACGAAAUCGCCAAAUCGCCAAGUGACCAACAAACGAGUGGGCCCAAUGAGCGAUGAUGGGCGUCGGAUUAAGAACGGGUGAGAGCGCGAGAAAGACAAGCAAUUCAGUUGACGACAAAGGGAAACACUCGGUGGUGGUAGAUCGAGGCAAAGUUAUGGUUAGACGAACGAAGGUAGGCAAGCAGUGCAGGGGUGAAGGGACGCAGGAAGAGAGAAAAAGAAGGAAGCACUGGCACCACAAGCACGGGACGUGCUCGGCACGGAGGAAUGUAAAUGCGUGCAGUACGUACAUGUACAUUGUUGCGAGUGUGUGCUCAUCGAUUACAGUAUUGCUUGCGCUGCACAGCAGAAAGGAGUACACAAAUGCAUAGGCUUUACGUUGAAGGACGGUGUAAUCAGCUGGGUGGCAUCGUCGUGGAACCUGAGGUUCAGCGCAGGCAUCGCAACGGUAGAUUGGAGAGACGAGGGCAG